This is a messenger RNA of Calypte anna (Anna's hummingbird), 869 nucleotides long. It is a transcript of the gene SAMD15, whose product is annotated as sterile alpha motif domain containing 15. Gene Ontology annotation, molecular function: protein binding. The record is from RefSeq and is a predicted model, not a curated record. Lineage: Eukaryota; Metazoa; Chordata; Aves; Apodiformes; Trochilidae. The coding region runs from base 49 to 495 and encodes 148 amino acids. The transcript is spliced from 3 exons.
CCAGGGCCCGGAAGGACGCGUUACUGCAGUGGCCUGGAGACGGCGGUGAUGGAGCCGAGCCUGUGGUCCGGGGCAGCCAAGGGGACGGAGCCCGAGCCCGAAGGCAAGGGCGAGCGGUGCUGCCACUUCCUGGCCUGGAGCGCCGAGGAGGUGGCUGAGUGGGUGGCGCAGCUCGGCUUCCCUCAGUACGAGGAAUGCUUCAGGGCCAACGGCAUCACCGGCCGCCGCCUUAUCCACGUGAACUGCUCCAACCUGCCCGCCAUAGGCGUCACGGACUUCGACCACAUGAAGGAGAUUUCACGACAUGUGCGAGAGUUGCUGGGGAUUGAGGAGCCUCUCUUCACAAGAUCCAUUGCCCUCCCUUACAGAGACAACCGGGGUCUCUUCCUGGAGCGGAAGGCUCCGUCAGGAAAUAAAGCAGAUGCCCUUACAUUCUCACAGUUUAUCCAAGAAGCAGGGCUGGAGCCCUAUGCUACAGUUCCUCCUAAGCAAUAAUCCCAGACUGAGGUAGAAGCAGCUUCUUCCCCUGUAUCACAGAGUACCCAGAGGCAGGAUUAGAGACUGACACUGCACUUCCAUCUUUGUAAGAAGCCCAGCAGAGACAGCAGAAUAAACUGUUACCUUGCAGUUUGUACAAGGUGGUUCAGUUCUGCCUUCUCCUGAUAUAUAAAAGGCCAUUGCAGCUCUUGGCUAUUUGAUAACAGCAAACAUCCCCAUAUUGGCUCUUUUCUGCAUUUUCUUCCUGGAACUAAGUGAAGCAGAAGAUACAAAUCAGACUGUACCACUGUCUUUCACUUCUGCUUCACAAUUGAUUAAAAAGACAAAAAAACAAUCAUAGAUAUAUUCUAAUUACCAAUGAAUUAUAAGGA